Messenger RNA from Drosophila subpulchrella, 561 nucleotides. Its product is annotated as putative protein TPRXL. The record is from RefSeq and is a predicted model, not a curated record. The transcript has a single exon. The coding region runs from base 1 to 561 and encodes 186 amino acids. Lineage: Eukaryota; Metazoa; Arthropoda; Insecta; Diptera; Drosophilidae.
AUGCGUUCCCAAACAGUCCUCGCCCUUGGUCUUGUGGCUCUCGUGGUGUCUGCUUACGGCGCAACCACUACAUCAGAUCCAUCCUCGUCGUCGUCUUCCACCACAUCUGAUCCUUCGUCGUCAUCGUCUUCCACCACAUCUGAUCCUUCGUCAUCAUCGUCUUCUACCACAUCUGAUCCUUCGUCAUCAUCGUCUUCUACCACAUCUGAUCCUUCGUCAUCAUCGUCUUCUACCACAUCUGAUCCUUCGUCAACAUCGAAUUCUACCACAUCUGAUCCUUCGUCAACAUCGUCUUCUACCACGUCGGAUCCAAGCUCUUCGAAUUCGACAUCAACUCCUUCAAGUUCCUCGACUUCGCCCACUUCUUCCAGCAAGACCAGUACCUCGACCUCCAGCGUGGUGAAAAAGCUGAAGAAGGAGCUUCGCAGGGAGCGCAGACUGACACGCCAACUGAGACGACGGGAGAGGCGACAGAAGAGGGAACAGGAGACUCGCCGGAAGAAUCAGCAAGAAAGAAUCCAGACGAGGCGCGCUACAAGGAGGCGCAACCGUCGGGGUUAA